Molecule: messenger RNA, 962 nt
Organism: Cimex lectularius (bed bug)
Lineage: Eukaryota; Metazoa; Arthropoda; Insecta; Hemiptera; Cimicidae
Exons: 3
Coding region: 368-718 (116 amino acids)
Source: RefSeq, a predicted model, not a curated record
CAGAGGCGAGAAAUGUAUAAGCAAUAAAAGGAGAAUAUUCUCGGAGGAAAAUUCUUAUGAAAUUACACAUUUAUUGAAAGGUUUUUAAAAGGAAAAUUAAUAGAAAAUAAGCCCUGGAAUUUCGAUUAGUGGCCUGUUUUGUCUGAAAAGCCUCUUCGAUCCUACCUGACGAGGGUUAGUCUUUCUCUAUACUCGUUACCCCACUCGACCGCCUUAAAGGCCUUUUUCUUUCUUUCUUUCUUUGUUUCAACGUAUUAUAUUGAAACGGAAAGGAAGCUGACUUUUCCUUUUGUAGGGAGGAUUUCGACGUUGAAGAAGAAGAAAAUCUCUUGGCCACGCGCCAUUUUCUUAAGUAUUUCGAUAUAGAAUGGAGUUAAAACAGGCCUCCUGGCCCGUACACGUGUGCAUAUGUACGAGAGGCCCAGCUGAGAUCGUGUGUACGAAUACGCAGUGCUCUUUCUCAUCGCACGGUAGAGUGAGGAGACAGUGCCCGUCCCAUCCGAAAGUGACAUUUCUCUUGGACCUCGUGCAUUGCCCGUGGUGUGGGACAGACUGUGUCGAGCAACAGCCGGAUGUACAGUUGUCACCUGCUCCCCCUGUUUGCGAGCCGGUGGCAAAGAGUGCCGAAGACAGAGGAAGGUUCAGGCCACAGCUCACAAGAAACACAAAGCCGGCUACGCGCGAAUUCAGAAAUGCGUACAAACGCGUCAGACACUAGAAGUUGCGAAAGAGGAAAAUAAAACCACGCACCGCAACCUGCCUAUAUAUGCCUCCCUAUAUAAGGAUGUUCGCCCUGGAAGGAAUAAAAUGGGCUAUUAAUCUUUCUUUUUUUUUAAAUUUUUAUACAGUAUACAUUUAUAUAUGUUUAUAUACUCUUUAAAAAUUAUUAUUUUGUUUGAGAACUUAAGUACUGAUUGUAGUGCGUGUUGAGUUUGAAUUUGGCAAUAAAUUCUUGUUAUGUA